AUGAGUUCAACGACAACGGAAUUGAAAUUUAUUAAUGAAUCGGAAGAUUACGAGAGCCGCGAAAAACUGCGAGAGAGUUUACGUAAUAUUCCCGCAGACAAAGUGCCAGCAGUUCAGGUCCCUUUUCCACCAGAUGUCGAUCCAAAAGAUUUAAUACGACGUGAUCCAAGUGGAAUUUUACGAGCACGCGCGACAAAUAAAUUCUUGAUAUAUCGAAGUCAAUAUGCUAAAGCUUUGAAAGCAAAGGGUUACUGUAUAUCAAUGCGAACUGUCUCAGCUUUGGCGUCAAAGUCAUGGCAAAAAGAACCCAGAAAAGUUCAGCGUAAAUAUGAAGAAUUGGCCAAAGAAGUGGCAAAAAUUCGUGAAGAAAUUAGCACUAUGUCGUCAGCCGAGUUGACAAAUGAGAGAAGAGAGAUGCCAUUUGAUAGCGCAAGAUACCAUCCUAGCAACAUCAUAAAUCCAAAUAAUCCGAGUUUAAUAGGUUUGAAUCCUCAAAUCGAAUAUGGGCACAAUAAUGCAGGUUUUCCAUGUGAAUAUCAAACCCAACAAUUUUUGCCACACAAUUACCCCUUCUCGUACGAUAUUAUAAGAAAUUGUUUAAAUCCGCUCGAUACUUAUCUGGAUCAAUCAGCGACGAUUCAACAACCAAUUUUCUCGCCGGAGCAGCAGCAAGUUGAGGUUUCCUGUUUACCUAAUGAACAAUAUGUUUAUUGGAAUGUAAUGAACCUAAAUCAAAAUGCUGGUUCCUUUUACAACACAUCCCAAUACUCAUAA
This is a messenger RNA of Ambispora leptoticha, 774 nucleotides long. The record is from the annotation of a GenBank genome assembly. NCBI's taxonomy places the organism in Eukaryota, Fungi, Glomeromycota, Glomeromycetes, Archaeosporales, Ambisporaceae.